UGUUUUACACACACAGCUGAGAGAAAAGGGAGCCAGUCAGAGAAAAAACGACCUCAACCCUUCCCUAGUACAGGCAGCAGCACUGGCAACCGCCGUCUCUUUGUUCUACACUGCCUUUGACAACAAUAAAAGUGAUAUUUAGAUAUUUUAUUCUUCAAUGCCAGCGCGGAAAUUUACAGAGAUGGACUCAAACGAGGCUGAGUACAUGGAUCAUUGUGGGUCUUAUGCAAAGAGAAGGAGGCAUGACAACAAUCAGAAGGUCUGUAAUGUAACCUCUGGCCUGGAGUACACAGACCUGGAGGCUGCAGAAGCACUGGUGUGCAUGAGUUCAUGGGGCCAGGGUCACUUUAUCAGCAGCAACAGGCCAAACCCCUGCAAGCCACGACCCCUCACUCCAGCCUCAGACUCUUGUGACUCCCUGUUAGCACCAGAACUUCCAGAGCCUCCAAAGGACUUCGUGUCCCUCUCAUCCCUGUGUAUGACCCCCCCUCACAGCCCCAGCUUUGUUGAAACUUCAGCAUCCACUUCUGUCCCAGCUGUGGCCUCCCCACACUGCAUCUCUGGGCUCCAUCAACCUGUCCUGGCAACCAACACUGAGAAGUUCCCUUCACUCCCUCCUCCUCAGUCCUGCAGAGCCAUGGCGACUAGUGUCAUCCGCCACACAGCAGACAGCACCCCCUGCCACCACCUCAUUCCAGUUGCUCCCAACCCAGAGAAAACAAGAGACACAGUAGCGGCUGUGACGCUCUGCCAGCAGCGACAGCAGCAUUAUAUUACAAAGACUGAUAUUAACACACCUCCAUCUCCUCCUGCUCGUCUCACACCUGCCUUAAAAACAGAACAGCCAACCAGCCCCUCUAAAAGCAGUUUGGACAGUGCCUCCACCCUCACUUCGGUCAGUCCCCAGCCACAAACUAACCAACACACUCCGCCUGCUCCCACAACCCUGUCCCCGCCCUCAGUUACCAGCCCUCAGAUCAUCUGCCAGAUGUUCCCUGUCAGCAGCCAGUCAGGUAUCAUCUCAGCCUUCAUCCCCAGUGCAGUUCAGACAUCCAGCACCGGGAUUCGAACCGCCAACACGCCUAUCCUCCCACAGCCCACCUCCACAAAUGCCUCCUCUGUCCAGCAGUCCCUCAUCGUGGGCUCGGCAGUCCCUCAGGGCACGGUGAUGCUGGUUCUCCCACAAUCCUCUGUUUCUCAGGCCUCUCACUGCCCACAGACUGUCAUGACGCUGGGCAACACCAAGCUGCUACCUCUGGCCCCAGCCCCCGUGUACAUGCCAGCAGGGCCCAGCAGCAGUACAACGGCCACAAAGAUGGACUUUUCCCGCAGGAGAAACUAUGUGUGUAAUUUCCCCGGCUGCAGGAAGACUUACUUCAAGAGCUCACACCUCAAGGCUCAUUUAAGGACACACACAGGUGAGAAACCCUUCAGCUGCAGUUGGGAUGGCUGUGAUAAGAGGUUUGCCCGCUCUGAUGAGCUCUCCCGUCACCGGCGAACGCACACCGGUGAGAAGAAGUUUGUGUGUCCUGUGUGUGAGCGGCGAUUUAUGCGCAGCGAUCACCUCACCAAACACGCUCGACGCCACAUGACAACAAAGAAAAUCCCCUCCUGGCAGGCUGACGUUCGGAGUUUGAACAAAAUGCCUGCUGGAAAAACACCUUCCUCCAAACCUGGCCUCACCACACUAAGCGUGCUGGUGCCUGCCAGCUCAAAGUAGACAAUGAACACUGCCAUCUUUAAUACUCCCGAGAUGCCACGGGGACACCAGGAGCAGUCAAGCACACUGGGCUGCUGCUAUUUUACUCAUGGGAAUGAAAGAAAAACAUGCACUGGACUCUUUGUUUUUCCUCUCUUCUGCGUAUUUGUACGUGUUUUUUUCUCAAAAGGACUCUUGUUUACUUUGAUAUUACUUAUAUGUAUGCACACUUGCCAAAGCCUUUGUAUGAAGUUGGUCUUACACAUUUCACUCUCUGCACCUCUCCUACAACACUUUGAUCAAUGGAUAUGUAUGUCUAUGUGAAUGUAUCUUUGGUGAUGAAAUGCAUUUAUUUGUCAUAUUUGGGAAAAAGUUGACAUUGAAAAACAAUGUAAAUAUGACUAUUAAUCACCAGUACUAUGAUUAUACAAUGAUUAUAUCUCUCUGUCUAACUUUUCAUAUUAUUUAAUACAUAUUUGUAAUAAACAAAAGAUCAAA
This is a messenger RNA of Cheilinus undulatus (humphead wrasse), 2197 nucleotides long. Its product is annotated as Krueppel-like factor 11. NCBI's taxonomy places the organism in Eukaryota, Metazoa, Chordata, Actinopteri, Labriformes, Labridae. Gene Ontology annotation, molecular function: DNA-binding transcription factor activity, RNA polymerase II-specific; RNA polymerase II cis-regulatory region sequence-specific DNA binding. The record is from RefSeq and is a predicted model, not a curated record. Gene Ontology annotation, biological process: regulation of transcription by RNA polymerase II. Bases 158 to 1720 code for a protein of 520 amino acids. The transcript is spliced from 4 exons.